This is a messenger RNA of Prorocentrum cordatum, 1029 nucleotides long. Lineage: Eukaryota; Dinophyceae; Prorocentrales; Prorocentraceae. The record is from the annotation of a GenBank genome assembly.
CUCCGCAAGAUGCUGCCUUUCGUGCCCACCGUUCGCGUGGCGUUGAUCUGCAUGAUGGUCCAGAUGCUGGCGUGCCUGAUGAUUUCACUCCUGCCCACAUCUCGCGUGGUGUUGCUCUACAUGAGGGUCCAGAUGCAGAUGUGGUUGCCCACCUCCCGCGUGGUGUUGCACAACCACGUGGAUGUGACAGAAGUGCUCGGCCUGGACCUCGACGACCUCUGCGUCCGCGUGGCCCUGCUUGAGGGUGCGGCGAGGAAGGAGGCCGAGGAGUGCGCGACGGAUUGCCUGCAGCUCCAGAUCCAGUCGCUGCCCACGCGGCUGGAUGCGGCGGUGGAGGCGUUCACGAAGACGCAGACGCUGGCGGCGGAGAUCACAGCGCGGAAGACGGUGGAGGCGGUCACUCCCGGUGCUGAGCGCCUGCUUCGCGUGGAGAAGGCCCCCGCCACCGCUGAGACCAAAGCGAAGAAGGAAGCAGAGGAGAAGACCACGACGGACGCAGACGCCAAGGAGAAGGCUUGGGCGGAGGCCUAUGAGCUGCUCGUGCAGGCCGAGGCCGUUGCGAAGGAGGAUGAAGCAAAAGCGAAGACCGAAGCUAAAGCGAAGAAAAAGAAGAUUGUCCGUCGUACGGGCGCUGGCCGACGAUGGAAUGCUUCACUGAAGGUUGUGAACGCCGCUGCCAAGGCCUAUUUGUCCUCCGCCAAGGCGAAGCAGGACGAGAAGCUCCACGACGGUGCUGCCAGAGCCCAGUGCUCUUUUGUGGUCGGCGCGGGCACUGAAAAAGGCACCAGCAUGAGCGGCGCCCCCAUGGAGUCCAAGGGCUUGGACAAGGUCCCUGGGGACAUGGACUCGGGCGUGGCCGAGCCGCUCCUCGGGCGCGCGAUCAGCGCCAAGCAGGCCCGCGCCGCGCUGCUCUCCCUCGCUGGCUCCGAGAAGCAGCGCCUGCACAUCGCGACCAUGGAGCUCCCCGACGAGCUGGACCUGAUGACGCUCCAGGAGAAGGCCAAGGCCAUCUCCCUCCCCGUGCGAAAG